Messenger RNA from Oryzias latipes (Japanese medaka), 2421 nucleotides. RefSeq lists its product as uncharacterized. Gene Ontology annotation, biological process: interleukin-15-mediated signaling pathway; positive regulation of ERK1 and ERK2 cascade; T cell activation. Gene Ontology annotation, molecular function: MHC class II protein binding; protein tyrosine kinase binding. Lineage: Eukaryota; Metazoa; Chordata; Actinopteri; Beloniformes; Adrianichthyidae. The record is from RefSeq and is a predicted model, not a curated record. Gene Ontology annotation, cellular component: external side of plasma membrane; membrane raft.
AGGAAUAAAGAGGAAAAUGUAGCUUUAAAAGCAGAAAUUUACAGGAAAGCAAAUACCUUCAAUUCACAAUGCCUUUUCUGGAACUAAUGAUUAUUUUUAUGCUUCAGUUUAAAGGCAUCAGUGGAGAAACUUUACAUUUGUUUGCAAGAGCUGGAGAUCAAGUACUUUUGCCUUACUGUGCUAAUUCAUCUUCUCAGUCAUUCUCUGAAGUGAACUGCUUGUACCAAAAAGAUAAAAGUACAUCAGGAAAUGUUGUCAUAAGAGGAGACGUUGUUCAGAGUUCUGCUGGAGCUUCCAGGCUGAGUGUGAGCAGAAACUCUCUGCUGAUGAGAAACAUCAGCGCUGAAGAUGCUGGACUUUAUGUCUGUAUUCAACCUCAAUGUCCUGCUUUUAUUUACCUAAGUAUCUUGAGCAUCUCUCCAUCUCCACCAGAUCUUCAUGGAAAUGUCAAACUACAUUGUUCUCUCAUUAGCAUUGAUGACCAAGUUUCUUGUCAGCGCAGCAGCAUCUUGUGGGAGAAUGAAACAGGAAAUGAGCUGAUUGGUGAAAAAGCUGAGUUGGAGGUUGGAGGACGGAGAAACUGUGAUUCUGUUCUGACUGUGAAACAUACGACUGAAAACAACAGAAGAUUCACCUGCAAGUUUGUAAAGAACAAAGAAGUGAAGAUAGAUGCUGUCUAUGUUGCAGCCUUUACAGAUCGUAACCAUAGCAGCACAUCUAUCAUAACUGGAGCUAUGGUCAGUGUGGUGUUGAUGCUUCUGGCUGUCAUCACUGCUGUUCUCUUCAAACGAAGGAAAGCCAAAGUGACCGGUGAUCAAAAAAGUGAAGCAGAUCUUCAAAAAUUGACAUAUCGCAAUAGUGACCUGACGUAUGCCACUGUAAUCCAUUUGAGUCCAAAGACUUUUCCCAAAACAACGGUCAACAAGGAAGAAGCUGAAGUGACUUAUUCUGCUGUUAGAGUGAAAUGAUAGAAUCAGAUCUUCACGUCCUCCAGCUUUCUGUGUUUUCCAGCCCCUGAUGGAAAAGUGGACACUUUAAUGUGUUUGGAACGGAAGGACAGAGCAAACAUGCAGGAGACCAGGAUAAUGGGGGAAACUCAAAGGUUUAAGGAAUUAAACAUGAACAGAAUUAACUGUGAAACAAGGAAGAAAAUCUGAAAAGACAGACUGACUUGAUGACCCAGCAGGAGAUACUUUGCUGCAGUGGUAGUUCUCACCACUGCAGUCAAUGUCACGUCACACCACACCAGAAUAAGGUUCUGCAGCCCUUUUCAAGUCAACACCUGCUAGGCCGUGGGUGUAUCAAAGGAAAGUGCACACUGAGGUCUAGAUAAAUGCAGUUUAUUGGAGCUCAGGUGGAAAUGAAACAGGGACACUGCCAGAUGCUCAGAGGAGUCUGUAACAGAAACACAAAGAGGGGCAAUGUUUAGCAGGUUUUGGGAAAAUUGCACUGGAAGCAGUUCUCCACCUCCGGAGACGCCAAAGUAGAGAUAGAUGGCACCUUGAAAUCCGUAUAGAGUCCAGACCAGGUUCGUGCACGUGAAAUCCAAUCCAGAGAUCCAGGCUUUGGCAACACUCCAGGGUGCAGACUUGACACAACAUCCAACAAUAGAAGUAGGGAUCAAAAACCAGCAGGCAGAACCAUUAUCUUCAACAGGCUUGAAUGAGGGCCAAGAACACAACAACCUGGUAGAGCUGGGUAGAAGGAUCAAUCAGUGGAGUCAGGAGAGUGAAUAAGUAUGGAAAGCUAUGAGGGCCAAAAUCCUGACAAUGCCAAACUGAACUGCUAUUUGCUGCUGAGGGGAAUAACUAGAGCCACACCUCUUAAUGUCUCACAUUCCUUAAGCGAUUUGAUUAUUCCCCCUGAAGAGGGUCACAAAGGUGGCUCCUCUUCAUGCUCCCUGUCUAUUACCAUAAGUCACUGUUACUUAAACAUUGUCUCUAAAGCAUAAUGCUUUACAUGAGCCAUGAAUUGUUCUUGAAUCUUUUCCUUUAGGCAGCUUUUUUUUUAUUGUUUUGUUACUUAUUUAAUUGUUUUCUGAAAGAUCAUAACUGUGGGAAAUGAUGGGAAAUUGAUGACAAAGAAUCAGCUGUCUUCCACACUGAUAUUUAUGCAGAUCAAGCUGAACCACAAGAAAAAACAAACCUUUUGGAUUUUUAGUAAAACUAUGUAACUAUGUGCAUUUUUUCUGGGUCAAGAUCACAAUUACAGUUCCUCAACAAAAUAAACAGAAAAACAACAAGCUGACGUUUUAGUUUCCAAGUCUGCCCCCAAGUGGCACCAACACAACAUGACACCUUUACCUCCCUGGACAGUUGCUCUUUUAACCUUUGUGCUAUCUUAGAUGACCCCACCCUUACAUUUAUGUGUUCUCCCUACCAUGGCAAAGGUGGAUAAAGGUGAAGAGGAUUUCAUGUAAUC